GUAUUAAGAUGGAAAGCGAGUCAGCAGUCAGCGAGAAGUUUGAUAAGAUCCAACAUAUGUGCUUUGGGUUCGAGGAAUGCGUGAAGAAUGAGGAUCAGUACUUCCAGGAGUGAUUACAGAUCUGUGAAGAGUUGGUUAAGGAUAUUCAGAGGGAAAACUUGUUCUCACCUAAUGAAGAGAUAGAGGAUAUUGACCCGAGAAAUCUUAAGUAUUUACUCUUGCCUUAUUAUCAGGCGGAGACCAUGUUCAGGUUCAUGGAGGAUAGGAAGAAGAGGAUUCAAGUAUCCAAAGACUUCUUUAAUGAAUUUCUGAAGCUCAUGGACCACUACAAUCUAGUAGAUGAGGCAUCCAAGAAGAUCUGGAAAGCCAGUAUGCAUCCGGAAGAAGCUAGCAAUGUCCCAAAGAUGACUGCCACAGAAGACAGGGCUGCCAAGAUAGAAGAGUUCAAGAAGAAAAAGCUCAUAGAGGCUCAGAUCGAAAAAUUAAAGGGAAGUGAUGAUGACAAAGAUAUUAAGGAAUUCUGGCUAAAUAUGAUCUACCAAGGCAUCAUGAAAUCUAUCAGCGGACUUAAAAGUAUCGACCUUGAAUUCCAGCUAUUGGUGUACAGAGACAGCCUACCUGCUGAAGCAAGGAAGCCUUCUGAGCCACCAAAAGAGAAAAAGCCAAUCCAGAUGUUCCACAUCCCAAAAGGAGCUCUAGCUGGGAAAUCUUACAUGUUUGGGGAUGGAGAAGAGGCUGAGCUUCCUUCACAAGCUCCUCUUGCAGAUCCUUCAGUAGUGAGAACUUAUCAAGAGACUGGGGAAAGAGUCGCAGUUGAUGUUGGCAGUAAUCAGGUUAAUGACAGAGUCAACCUAAGAGGCCAAAUGGAAGCACAAGUAUUCCAACCUCACUGGAACCAGCCGACAAUGUCAUUAGAAGAGUUUGGAGAGAUGGAAUAUCAGGAUAUGAUGAGAAGAGAAGCCGAAGAAAAAGAAAGAAAUGAUAUUCAAGCAGCCAAGGAUGAGGAAACUCUUGAAGAAGAGGAAAGACAGAAGGCUAUUGCUAAUGACAACAUGAAAGACGAAGUUCCAAAGGGAUAUGGAAACACAAAAAGGUUAUAAUUGCUGUUCAGCUUUGAGCCUAAUUUUUCAAUAAACACAUCAUUCA
This is a messenger RNA of Moneuplotes crassus, 1146 nucleotides long. NCBI's taxonomy places the organism in Eukaryota, Ciliophora, Spirotrichea, Euplotida, Euplotidae. The record is from the annotation of a GenBank genome assembly.